AUGCGAAACACUCUCAGUCUUUCAGUGGAUAUCCAGUUGAGUGAUAGUAAAAUUGUAGAAAACGGGACUGUUUGGCCGUUGCAAAUCACUGGUCGAUUCAAUGCUGUCACUAAUAUUAGCAAAAUAUCUGUGAUUUGUGUAAGAACAGGGUCAGAAAAACCAUCAAUUCAGGUUGUACUAUCUCAAUUGUCAUCGUUCACACUCAGUGAUUAUCCUGAUAGAGAUGUGGUGUAUCUUCAGACAACCGUCCAAAUGAUGAAUGGUACCGGAUUGGAAUGUGAAAGACAAUCGAUAAUUUUCUAUCUCAGUCCACAAAUAAAAUCAAUCAGUGUAGUUAAUCAAACAGGGGACAUAGAUAAUGUAACAUUGAAAACUCCUUUAAACCCAGUAACUAAAUCAGUUCAGUUCAUAGCUGGACGUUUAUAUUUUGGUGCGAAGUAUGCAGUCAUCUUUAGUCUGAAAUUUAAUCCAUCUCUUAGCACAACCAUUGUGAAAUAUCCAGUUCUGGUCGAAAUUGUGUGCAAACCCUAUGAACGUGGUAGUCCCGUAGUGAAUAGCUGCGCAAGACAGAAGUUUUACAGGUUCAAAUCUCAUCUGCGUGUUGAACUUGACUACACUUAUCCGUCCAACUUACCUCAUUACGUUGCAAUGCGGAACUCUCUGGUACAGUUGCCCGACCGUCAAGCAAACACAUUUCUAAAUGUUGGUGAUCUUUUGUUUUAUUGUGCCCGUGCGUUUAGCAUAAAAGGUUCAUUAGAUUUGGUGAGACGUUGUUUCAAGAUUAGUAAAUUGCCUGAAAGAAUUUGGUUUGAUGUCGGACCAUUUGUUGAACAGAUUAUAGCAUACACAAAUCCACUUGGCAUAUUGUUCGGUUUGGGAGCAAAUGGUGGAGGUGUAAUAAUGAGUAAGGAUUUGGGAAGAACAUGGAUAUCAAUCAACCCAUUCAUGUAUCAAAGAACUUUGAACACGUCAACUGAAAUCAUCACAGCAAGUGUCAUACCAUGGAUUUCAUUGACUGGUUCAAUUGACAAUACAUUGUUUGAGUCAUUUUGCAAGAUGCGAGUGGCUGAACAAUGGAAUGUAUGCAUUAACGCAAUUUAUGCAAAUGAACUUCUAAUGGCAAACUGGACUAACACCUGUCCAAACAUCAAACCCUUUUAACCGAUCAAUUACUUUCAGUCGGGAUACAAACUUUGUUCAAAUAUUUGUGCCUUUUUAAUGUGUUCAUUUUAUGUUGUGUGUAAUAAUGGAACAUUUAGUUAAUUUUCUAUUCCACUACUUAUCCUGCAAUUAAC
Messenger RNA from Schistosoma spindalis, 1295 nucleotides. The record is from the annotation of a GenBank genome assembly. NCBI's taxonomy places the organism in Eukaryota, Metazoa, Platyhelminthes, Trematoda, Strigeidida, Schistosomatidae.